This is a messenger RNA of Plasmodium falciparum 3D7, 5328 nucleotides long. RefSeq lists its product as uncharacterized. Lineage: Eukaryota; Apicomplexa; Aconoidasida; Haemosporida; Plasmodiidae. The record is from RefSeq and is a predicted model, not a curated record. Bases 1 to 5328 code for a protein of 1775 amino acids. The transcript is spliced from 6 exons.
AUGAAAAAAGUAUCUGAAAAGACACAAAAAGCAUACAACAAGGAAAACCCCAAAUCCUUCAAAAGAAGAGAAGAACAGAAGAGAGAAAACAGAAAAGAAAGUAGAGGUAAUUACAAAAAGGAAUACAAAAAAGAUAAGAAUGAAACAAACAAAGGAACGAAUAAAAAACUCAGAUAUGUCUUAAAAGUUGACACGGAUGGUGAGUACAAAAAUAAGAGGAAUAAAGAAAAGGCUGAUAUACAAAAAAAAAGAAAUAAUAAAAGAAGAAGUUUAUCAGUAGUGAUACCCAAUUAUGAAAAGGACAUAAUGAAUAAUAUAAAACUAGCUGAUAAAAUAUAUAAACUAUCGACUAACAAAUCAAGCGAUGAUGAUUCUUACGAAUCAUAUGAUACUAGUGAAAGAAGUACUAGUUCGAAAAAUGAAAAGAGAAAAAAUUAUUGGAAAAGCAAAAAAAUUAAAAAUAGAAGAAGCCUAAGUUGUGGGAACUAUAACUCAGAUAGUAGUAAUACUCAAAUAAAUAAAAAAUUUGAUAUUAAUAUUAAUGAGGUUCAAACAAAGUAUAAAAAUAAAAAUAUAAAAAUUAUAUAUGAUGAUGGGGGAGCUAAAAGGAUUGUAGUGAAAAAGAAAAGAAAAAAUAAGAAGGAAGGAAAACAAAAUGAAGAUAAUGAUGAAGAAGAUGAGCAAGAUGAUGAAGAUGUCGAUGAAGGUGAUGACGAAGACGAAGAGGAUGACGAUAUUGAAGAUGAAGAUACUGACGAUGAUGAAAAUGAUGAAGAAAAUGACGACGAUGACGAUUAUGAUAAUGAAUGUGAUGAAGAUGAAGUUCAUAAUAAACGAAAUGUUCUUAAUAAUCGUAGGGAAAAAAAAAAGAAAGAAUCAAAAGAUAAUACAAAAAAAUUAAAAAAUGGGGAAAAAAAAAGUAGUAAGUAUAAAAAAAUAAAAAGUAGGAAGAAGGAGAAAGAAAACGAAAAAAAUACAAAAAACUUAUAUAAUGUAAAAAAAAAAAAAAAAAACAUAGCAUUAAGUGAUAGUUAUUCUAGAGAAAAUACAAAACUAAAUAUGAACAAAAUGAAAAAUAAAUUACAUGAACUCAAAGAGGAUGAAGACGAAAACAAAAAACAAAAUAUAAACAAAUUUGAUAAUGAUAAAAAAUAUGUAGAUAUGAAUUAUGAAAAUAUGAAAAGAGGAAAUAAGCGAUAUUCAAGUAUGUAUGAAAAAAGGAGGGUACAUAAUACUAAUGAGUAUGGAGAAAAUGAAAAAAUGAUAUAUGAUCAGACUAAGUGUGAUCAAAAUGAAUAUUAUCUAACUAAAUAUCCACCAAAUGAGUAUAAUCCAAACAAAUACCAUCCGAAUGAAUAUAAUCCAAACAAGUAUCUUCCGAAUGAGUAUAAUUCAAACAAGUAUCAUCCGAAUGAGUAUAAUCCAAACAAGUAUCAUCCGAAUGAAUAUCAUCCGAAUGAGUAUCGUUCAAAUGAAUAUCAUCCAAAUCAAUAUAAUACGAAUAAACAUAUGGAUGCUACAUCGAAUGCAAUUAAAAAUAUGUACUAUUCAAAAGAAAAGAAAAAUACAUUACAUACAAGCUCCGAAUAUGUUAAUAUAAAAAACAAAGAAAUGAACAAUAAGCUUUUUCUUAAUAUAAAAGAAUUUAUUUUCAAAAUGCAUUUAAAUCUCGAAAAUAUUAAAGAAAUGAUCAAAAAUAAGAAUGAUUAUUUGUUAACAACAUUUCAGUCAUCUUAUCAUAAUAUUGUAGACUAUUGUAAAAAAAAUGAGGUACAAAAAGAGAAUUUUUAUAAAAUAAUCUUUCAAGAUUUAUUUAGUUUAUUAAAUGAAUUUAUUAUGGUGGAUGAUUAUACCAAGAGGUUUUUUUUUAGUGUUGAAAGAGAUGUGAGACAAAAAUGUUUGGAAAAUAUAAAAAGUGAAUUUUAUAAUUUUAUAAAUAAAUUUAUAAAUCCAAAUGAGAAUAACAAAAAUGUAUUAUCUUCACAAUGUAAAAAUGAUGAAUGGUUAGUUUCAUCGGAUAGAUACAAAAAUAGUACGAUGAAUAUACAAGAAAUGCUCACAAGUAAACAAGAGAAACCUAGUAAUAUAUUUUCCACAAUAUCUAUGUUACACAGUAAUGCUACUAAUAAUAGUCAUGUUAAUGGGAUGAAUUUUAACAACAAUACAUCUUAUGAUCAAAAUAUUAGAUAUACAAAAAACUCCUUAUCCAGUUUGCAUAAUAUAAAUAAUGAAAAUAUGGUUAAGAGUGAAAUUUUAAAAAUUGAUCGUUUGAAUAACGACUUGGUUCUAAAACUUAACAAAUCAAGCAUAUUUCAAAAUACAAACGAUGAAAAUAUUAAUGUAAUAGAAUAUUUAAAAACUCUUGUAAAAAAUGAAAAAGAAAAAUAUGUUAAAUUAGAAUUUUUAUAUGAUGAAAUAAAGCAAAAGUAUGAUUUACUUCAAAAAAAAAGAGAAGAUGAUAUAUAUUAUAAACAAUCACAUAUAUCGAAUAAUAAUAAAAUACAUGAAGAGGAAAAUUUAUCUUUUUUUGAAAAAUUGUACAAGAGCCAAUCUAUUGUAAAAUACGAAGAACAGAAAUUAGAAGAUUCCUCCAAAAAGAUUAUAGAAGAAAGCUUGAAACUUAGCAAAAUAAAAGAAAUUAACGAACAAAAUAAGAAAGAUUUAGAAAUAGAAAAAGAAUUAAUAAAAAAAGAAAACGAGGAAAUAAUAAAUGAAAAUGAAUUAUUAAUAAAGAAAAAAAAAGACAUGGAAAAUGAUAUACUAGUUAUACAACAACAGAAAAAAGAUAUUGAACUGGAAAUAGAAUUGGUGCAGAAAAAAAAGGAAAACAUGCAAAAGGAAAACGAACUCUUAGAUGACAAAAAAAAAAAAUUGGAUGAGGAAAAUGAACUGUUGGAUGAUAAAAAAAAAAAAUUGGAUGAGGAAAAUGAACUGUUGGAUGAUAAAAAAAAAAAACUAGAUGAAGAAAACGAACUCUUAGAUGACAAAAAAAAAAAAUUGGAUGAGGAAAAUGAACUGUUGGAUGAUAAAAAAAAAAAAUUGGAUGAGGAAAAUGAACUGUUGGAUGAUAAAAAAAAAAAACUAGAUGAAGAAAACGAACUCUUAGAUGACAAAAAAAAAAAAUUAGAUGAGGAAAAUGAACUCUUAGAUGACAGAAAAAAAAAAUUGGAUGAAGAAAAUAUUCUUUUGGAGGAAAGAAAGAAAAAAAUGGAUGAAGAUAAUAUUCUCUUGGAUGAGAAAAAAAAAGAAAUAGUUAAUGAUCACAAUACGUUCAUACAAACAGAACAUAAUUUAUUAAAUGAAAAGAAAACCAAAAUACAAGAGGAUUAUAAUAUAAUUGAAGCAGAAUUAAAAGAAAUGCAUAGUAAAAAAAUAUUAUUGGAAGAAACAAAAAUAAAAAUUGAAAAUGAUGAAAAUGAUAUAAAAAGAAAACAAUCACAGAUAGAAAAUAUAUAUAGAAGAAAUAGUAUGAUGAUAGAUAAUAUAAAUUCAUAUUCAUAUAAAUCGAAUGUAAAAACGAAGACAUUCAAUUUCGACAAUAAUAUAGAAGAAGAAGAUAAAAUAACACAAAAAAAAAAUACUAAAAUAUAUACUGAUGAUAUCUCAAAUAUGUUGACGAAAAAUAAUAAAUCCAGUAUUUACAGUAUAAAUAGUGAAAAGGAUAUAAUAAUAAAUGAACAAGAAAUAUAUAGUAAUAAAAAUAAUACUUUUAAUAAUGAUAUAGAAAAGGAUCUUACGAAUGUAAUGGAAAAAAAUAAUAAUUUCAAUAAUAUAUCAUACAAAAAAUGUCAAAGUAACAUUUAUGAUAUAAAUGAUAGUAAUAAUAAGUUUCUUAUGGACACAGAAAGUAUUAUAAAGAUCCAAAAUGAUAUUAAUGAAAAGGUAAAGUUACUUAAACAAAGAGAGGAAAUAUUUUAUGAAGAAAAAAAAAAUUUUGAAAAAGAAAAAAAUGAAUUACAUUUAUUAAAAGAAAAUGUUUUAAAUAAAAUGAAUAUUAUAAAAGAUAGAGAAAAUGAACUUAAUAAAAAAGAAGAAGAAUUAAAAAAAAUGAAAGAAAUAUUAUUAAGUAAAGAAAAUAUCAUAAAUUAUUCAUUAAAUUCAUCUAAAAUAAAUAAGGACAAAUUGGAAUAUAAUAAAUUAGAAGAUGUCACGAAAAAAGGAGACAUCAAUAUGUCAACAAUGAAAAGUUUUAAGUCUCAUUUAAGUGAUACAAAUAAUAUCCAACCAUUUAAAAACGAUAUCAAUAAUGAUAAAUUGUAUGAAGAUAAUAUAUCAUCUUAUGGAAAUAACUUAUCACAUGAUAACAAUAUGAAGUAUGAUAAUAACUUGUCGUGUGAUAAUAAUAUGUCACAUGAUAAUAACAUGGCACGUGAUAAUAACAUCUGUCAUAGUAAUAAUAUAUCUUAUGAUAACAACCCCUCGUAUAAUACACAUAUGAAAUUAAGCGAAUUAGAGGAGAAUAACGAAAAUAAAAAUAAAGAUAAUAUAGAUUAUUAUGAUAAAGAUAAUUUUGUUGAUAGAAAUAAUAUCAUUAACCAUAACAACUUUAAUAUAUCAAAAAUUUCAAAUGAUAGCAUUUCAGGAAAUAUGGAUAUGAAUGAAUUACAUGAUAAUUUAAAUAACAGUUUGAAGGAAAUAGAAAUGUAUAAGAGUUUAUUAAAAAGUAGAGAUUCAGAAAUAAAUACAUUAAAAUUAAAAAUUGAAAAACAAAGGACUGAAGAAAAGUGGAAACAAAAUAAUAUAAACCAAUUAAAUGAUAUCAGUUCUGAUAUGAAUAAUAUAUAUAUUAAUGGAAACAUAAGUAAUGGAGUGAAUUAUGAUACUUCAAUGCAUGUACUUGAGUUACCAGAAAGGAAAUUUUUGAAUUUAUCUGAAGUGGAAGAUAAUGAAAAAAUGAAAAGUAUCCUAAGUAAUGAACUUGUAUCAUUAUAUAAAGAAAUAAAUAAUAUCAAAGAGGAAUAUAAUAUAAAUGUACUCAAGAAAAAUGAAUUUAUUGGAAAUCUUUUACUUAAUUUUUUAAAUGAUUUAAGAAAUAAUUAUAGAUUAAAAGAAAAUUACUAUGAAAAAGAGGUUCAUAAAAGUCAAAUAAUUAUAAGCGAAAGGGAGGAUUUCAUAAAGGAACUUCAGAAUACAUUGAAUGAAAAAAAGUUGAAAGAAAUAUCUUAUAAAAAGAUGCUGUUAAAAAUGAAUCAAAUAAAUGAUACAUAUAAAUUAAAAAACAAAAGAAGUUUAUCUACUGUCGAAUUAUUAAAACAAGAUAUAAAAUUUCUAAAUGAAGAUGUUUUAAAAAAAAAAGAAAUGAUUAAAAAAUUUGAAGUAUCUAAGUGA